Messenger RNA from Physella acuta, 2122 nucleotides. RefSeq lists its product as uncharacterized. Gene Ontology annotation, molecular function: neuropeptide receptor activity; vasopressin receptor activity. Gene Ontology annotation, biological process: neuropeptide signaling pathway. Lineage: Eukaryota; Metazoa; Mollusca; Gastropoda; Physidae. Gene Ontology annotation, cellular component: plasma membrane. The record is from RefSeq and is a predicted model, not a curated record.
AUGUGUACUCACCAGGCCCCCCAGUUCGUGCUCAUCUCCGUCCUGUGUGUCUUCGUCAUCGUCGGCAACUCGUGCGUGCUGGCUGCCAUCCGGUUCUCUGAGAACGGCCGGAAGUCCCGGAUGAAUUUCUUCAUCAUGCACCUGGCCAUUGCAGAUUUACUGGUUGGCAUAAUGGUGACCUUCGCUGACCUGGUCACCAAGGUCACCGUCGAGUGGUACGCAGGCUACGCCCUGUGUAAGCUGGUGCUGUACGCCCAGACCGUGGUCACCUACUCGUCCACCUACAUGCUGGUCAGUCUGUCCAUUGACCGCUAUGACGCAGUGGCCAGACCCAUGAAUUUCUCAAGGAGUGGUCUUCAGGGUCGCUUCCUAGUGAUCGUAUCAUGGAUUUUGUCGUUAAUUUUCGCCGCUCCAACUUUUUACCUCUACAACGAAACUUUGAUCAAUGGGAAAAAUCAAUGCUGGAUGGAUUUUCCUGAGUUGUGGCAUUGGCAGCUGUUUAUAUCUAUGGCGGCCCUUGUGACGUUCAUCCUUCCCGCCAUCAUCAUCGCCACCUGCUACAUCGCCAUCAUCUACAUCAUCUGGUCCAAGGGCCGGUGCCACGAGCCUCGGUCAUCCAGCCCGUCACGUGACCCGCUCAGGGGAGGUAACGUGACACCCAGCAGAUCACGCGUGAUCAUCAAUGACAGUCGCCAUGACACUGGGCGUGGCAUCAUCCCCCAGGCGAAGAUUCGGACCAUCAAAAUGACGCUCAUAAUUGUUAUAGUUUUCAUCCUGUGCUGGAGCCCGUUCUUCAUCUACAACUUACUGGACAUCUUUAACCUGAUCCCUGAGAACAAUGCCGUGUCCACCCUGGUCCAGUCCGCCGCCCCACUCAACUCUGCGGCCAACCCUAUCAUAUACGGCAUCUUCAGUACCAGGAUCUGCAAGAACUUGAGACAAAGUAACUGCGAGGAGCACUUGAUAACAAUGCGCGAGCCUGGUACGGCCUCAAGGAGAAUUCCAGUUCCCUCCUGCUUACGUCAUGCUGCCUGUAGGUGUAAGGAUAAAGGCUGCAAGAAAAGAAAUUUCAGGGGACGAAACCAACAAUAUUUUUACAGCCAGUCGACGGAUCACACGUUAUCUACCCUUGACGCCAAUCGCCGUAUCACGGAUUUAAAACUGUCUUCGCUAAAAAGGUCGAAUCGCCUCAACCUUGCGCACAACUCUGAACAUUUGCUCGAGCUUCAUCUGAACAAAGACGCAGUGAAUAGGUCGAAGAAGAACUCCAAGGGCGUGAAAAUGUCCUUGUUUAAACUAAAGGGGUGUAACUUCGACAGCAAGCGCGGGCAGGACUGCGAGGUUAUGCCCCUGACGCGUCACGCCGUCGACGGUCGAAAACUGGGCAGCGACGCCAGCGAAGAGUCGUCGCAGUCGAGCGAGAAAGUCGGUCAGAGGCUGAGCGCGGUGCCCAGUUGCUGCCAGGACGUGCAGGAGUAUGACGUCAUUGCCAAACACGAUGACGUCACGGCGCGUUCACCGGGUACCGCCUGCGCAUGCGCGGGUGGUUGCGAUUGUCUAACAGUGACACCAGAAUCUAAGCUUGAUAUUGUGGAUAUUAAUUUAUGCGGCCGCGAUCAAACCAGUUCUGAGGCCGUGAAGGAUAUCGACUUACCUAUGACUCCGCGUGUUCAGAGACCCGCAAUAAACAUCUGGGACAACCCAUGUUCUGACUCCUCUAGCUACGAGUUCUAUCACACUGACGCCGUGUACCAGGACAACGUUAUACCAGAUCACUACUCCACCCCUGAGAGUCAACUGACUCACUCUAACAUAACGAAAGUAGAAAUCGUGAAAUGCCCGGAGAUAAACUUACUGGGAAAUCCCGAUGCGGCGUUUGACGACGCGCAAACGGACUCGUAUCGGAGUGCAGGCGGCAGGCGAAACAGCAGUGAAAGACCUUUGUGUGUGCAGUUCGGGACCUUAGAGAGGUCUUUAGCUCACAGACGACCGUCCGGUGUACCGUCGGUCCGACGGCGACUGACGGAGGACGAGAAUAACAUUCUGAACAACGCCGCCGGGAAGUGGUUACUCAAUGACGUCACAGCCAGCGAGUCGAGCGUUGUGUAGCCAGCGGUGAUAA